UUGAAAAUUUACAUCGAGUUUCACGCGGAUGAUGUUGCAGGCGUCCGCUAGUUUAUAUAUAUAUACAAGUAUAAAUACUGGCCCAGACUGCGUCUGAACGUCUGUCUGAGUCAUCACCGCAAAGACUUUUACUAGGUAGUAGUAAUUCUAAUUAGCUGACAGUAGGUAAAUACGUUGAUAAUAAUUAAGUGUAAUUUAACUUUGUAUAACAGUCUCAUAUUUUAAGUCAGGCACAUGACAGCUUAAAGUUUGAAGAAGUAAAAGUCAGGGUUAUCCGGACGAAGUCGCGGGUGUCUCCUAAACGGUUCAGCAGUUGAUGACGUCAGGAUAUAGGUCUCGACCCAUAUAAGCGAGCGAGCGUUUCCCCGCCCGACAGAGAAACGUCGCACGGCAUCCUUGCGGCAUCCUACAUAACUGUAGUUUACUACAAUUAUACUAGUAUAUUAAUUUUAAACCAGUCACAAUGUUGAGGAUAUUAACUCUAUGUUGCUUAGUGAUAGGUAGUUACUCGUACUCUGCUUCUGCCCCUCUCAUACCACCAUGCAAACCCGGCGACUCUACCUGCCUGACCUCGUCCACCAAAGCCGCGAUAGCCAUGUUCGCAAGAGGCGUGCCCGAGCUAGGCAUCGAACCUGUGGACCCGAUGAAGGUGCCCCUCGUAGAGAGCGACCACGCGGGUCUCAAGCUGACCUUCAAAGACUCGGUUCUCACCGGCAUCAAGGACUGUGAAUUACAAAGUGUCAAACAUGACCCGAUCAAGAUGAAACAGUCAGCAACGCUGAAGUGCAGCGUGGUGCUGAAAGGCCAAUACAAGCUGGACGGACGGCUGAUCAUCAUGCCAGUGAGAGGACAAGGACCUUUCUCGAUCACUGUUGAUGACUUAGUGAUCAAAGUGUCGUUUGACCUGGCAACGGUGACUGGCAGCGACGGCCAGCCGCACUGGCACAUUGUCAAGAGGCGACACUCCUUCAAGGUGCUCACCCGCGCCGUGUUUGACUUCGAGAAUCUUUUCGAUGGAAACAAGGCAUUGGGUCAACCAGUCCUAGAUUUUGCAAACUCUCAAUGGAAGGAGGUGAUGGCUGAAGUGGCGCCGCCCGUGGUCGACACUAUGGUGGAUCAAAUGAUAAACCGAGUUGGAAAGCUUUACAAGGAAGUGCCAGCUUCUGCUCUCACUCAAUAAACUGUUACUCUCAAUUCAUUUGAUACUGAAUUCAAUAUUUUCCUAAUAUUGUGAUAAAGUUAUUCAAAUCAAAUCAAAAUUCAUUUAUUUCAAAUAGGCUUAGUUCACAAGCUCUUUCGAAACGUCAGGUAAUACCUAGUAGUAUACUUAUGAUAAUGGUGAUAAUAAUUAUUCGAAAACUUAAAAUUAAAGUUACGAGGGUUCCAAGCCCGCCUCGCCGCCCGAGAAGAGCCCACAAUAAACACAGCCAGGUUUAUCCUUUUUUAGUUUAUCACCAUUUAACAAUAGGUAUAUAAGUAGCCUGUCAUGUAAUACAUUUCAUUUCCAAGCAAUUUUGUCGUUUACGUAAUCAUUAACACUAUAAUACGACUUUUCAAUAAGCUUACGUUUAAUAAAAACUUUGAAUUUCUUUAGAGACAGUGGUUUCAUGUGGCAGAAUAUUAUAAACACGUAUGCAAUUGCCCUUGUAAGAAUUACUAUUUUUAACCGACUUCAAAAUAAGGAGGAGGUUUCUCAAUUCGACCGUAUAGGUACCUAUUUUUUUUUGUAACCUAGUGUGGUGUGCAACAAUUUUAUUUUUAUUUCUGACAUUAGGUAAUAUUAAUGCAAUCACACCUUCUUUUAAAAUUGCCUACGUUUUUAUGUUCAUAUACUAAAUUCUCAAAUAUAUACUGACUAUAUUUUUAUUUCUUAAAUUUUUUCCCUUAACGACUCUCUAGGCCUCAUUUUAUAUAAUGCACGAACAGCUCUCUUCUGCAGAACAAACACACUAUCAAUAUCAGCAGCAUUACCACAUUGUAAAACACCAUAGGACAUAAUGCUGUGAAAGUAGCUAAAAUAAACUAUAGUCUAUAGUAAAAUCAUUAAUCCUGCGAAUUUUCUGACAGAUGCUAAUGUCACUUUGUAAAAUAAUGAUACCAUAUUUAUUGUCAUAGUGAUGUCCUUUUCUGUAUAGGUAAAUAAUAAUACCUCAGUUCAUUCACCCUCAAAGAGGAAUUUUGAACAAAAAUUUCUAUCAUAACGCUUGGUGACAGACGGUUGAAAGAAAAAUUGUGUAAAUUAUGUAAUUGACCAAUUCUUACCUAUUUGCCUUAGUCUCUGAGAAUACCACGACUUCCGAUUUCAAAAUUUAGAUUAAUGAAAUUUGUAAUAAAAUUCUAAGAAUAAAAUAUUGUACAAAAAA
Molecule: messenger RNA, 2363 nt
Organism: Bicyclus anynana (squinting bush brown)
Lineage: Eukaryota; Metazoa; Arthropoda; Insecta; Lepidoptera; Nymphalidae
Product: protein takeout-like
Exons: 5
Coding region: 464-1180 (238 amino acids)
Source: RefSeq, a predicted model, not a curated record